GCGUUCGCCGUCCAUGCAGUCCAUCGCACCCCCGACGAGGAGAGAGUUCGCGCUGACCGCCAUCCUCCUCGUCCUCCUCCUCACCUUCUUCAAGAAUGACGUCCCAUUAGAUUCUUCCUCUACCUCCGCACUUCUCCCCUUCGACUCUCUCGCUCGUCGCCCCGCAGGCAUCCUCCCCACACUCGAUCCCCAUGCUCGUCUCAACUGGCACUCUGGUCCUGUCCCACAAACCAAAAUCAUCGCUCAUGCUCCAGGCUGGACGACCUUUGACAGACUCUAUGUCUUCAAUGGUACACUCUUCGUCGUUACUGCAAACCCAGAGUCUGUGCCGGAGCGUAGGUUCAUGACGUCUACCGGUGUCAACAUCGGAAACAGUCCGGAGGAGGUUGCUGCUAGGAUGCCUGGUGAUAAGGAGAUGCGUAUCAUCACUCCUGAAGAGGCAAAGCGAUUAUUUGGUGUAGGCGCUAACCGUGUUGAAGGCGCAACAUGGUUGGCCAAUGACCCUCCUCAAUUCAUCACACAUUAUUAUCAUUGGUCCGCCGAACUCUUCUUCGGCUUCUGGCGCAUGUAUUCCACCCUUGACCCUCUAAUCCCCGCCGACGGACGUUCCGACCUCCCGCCCCCACGACGCAUGAUAUUCACCCACGGAGAUGCUGCCCACUGGCGCGAUUACGCCUCUAUGAAUCAAUAUGUUCUGCGAUCGACUUUCCCAUCUAUCUCUAUGGAGUUUUCAGCCGACUGGUCAGAUCGCGCCGCCAUGCAAGUUCCUUUUGUUUACGAUCGCGUGGUCCUCGCCGACCGUGCUGCUGCGUUUAACGGCGAGAACUUUGGGCGCACCCAGAGGACAGCAGCAGAACCGUUCACUCUUCCAGGUAGUCCCAACUGGUGGAGCACUGUCAGGGAGAAUGUCAUUGACUGGAGCGGUGUCGCGAAAGAAGUCGGUCAGGGGACAAGAGGGACCCCUGUCAUCACAUACGUUUCACGGCAGGGGUGGGGUCGCAGGAUGUUGAUACAGGAGGAUCACGAAAAACUAGUGAGCGAGUUGUACAAGCUCAGGGACCAGUAUGGGUAUGAGGUGAACGUCGUAAGCAUGGACAAGUUGUCAAGAGUCGAGCAAUUGAGAUUGGCGGCCAGAACGACGAUUAUGAUGGGAGUCCACGGGAAUGGGUUGACCUCUUUGAUCUGGAUGAAACCGUCUCCUCGAACCACGGUCAUGGAGUUCUUCUACCCAGGCGGUUUCGCGCAUGACUAUGAGUGGACCAGUCGAGCACUUGGUAUGGUGCAUUAUGGUUUUUGGGGUGACAGUGCCUUUACGAGCCCUGAUGUACCUCCCGUGGCUUACCCUGAAGGUUUCCAAGGCAAUGCAAUCCCCAUUGACGGCACUGUAGUCGCUAGAAUAUGCCAUGAACGCCUUACACUUGCUGAUGAAGCAGAUGAUUGAUUUGUCUCCUGUCUUGUUUCCUAGAGGGUGGUGAUUAGCUUCAUACACAGGAUUAUUAUUUUACUUAUUCUUAGUAAUCACUAUAUUGCAUGGUUGCUACAUAUGCUGUGUAGUGGAAGAGU
Messenger RNA from Stereum hirsutum FP-91666 SS1, 1563 nucleotides. RefSeq lists its product as uncharacterized. The record is from RefSeq and is a predicted model, not a curated record. Gene Ontology annotation, molecular function: protein O-acetylglucosaminyltransferase activity. Gene Ontology annotation, biological process: protein O-linked glycosylation via mannose. The transcript has 6 exons. The coding region runs from base 14 to 1441 and encodes 475 amino acids. Lineage: Eukaryota; Fungi; Basidiomycota; Agaricomycetes; Russulales; Stereaceae. Gene Ontology annotation, cellular component: endoplasmic reticulum.